This is a messenger RNA of Arabidopsis lyrata subsp. lyrata, 1436 nucleotides long. RefSeq names its product 1-aminocyclopropane-1-carboxylate oxidase 4. The record is from RefSeq and is a predicted model, not a curated record. Bases 294 to 1277 code for a protein of 327 amino acids. The transcript has 4 exons. Lineage: Eukaryota; Viridiplantae; Streptophyta; Magnoliopsida; Brassicales; Brassicaceae.
GUUGAUUAACACUCCACAAUAACGAGUAACAUUAAAGGAACUAAAAGUGAUCAGACUUUUUGGUCGACCGUAACAUACUUUGUUGAAUUUUGUCAAAAAUCAUUACACAAAUGAUAUUAUGGUGUGGGGUCCAAAAACCAAUGACUGUAGAAUGAUAGAUUACUCGUGGAAGUAAUUCAAAGCUCCUCUCUUCUCUUCUCUCUAUAAAACCAACUCUCUCAUCAUCAGAUUUAGAUCACAACUUCAAAAGCGUCAACAUAAAGCUAGGCCAAGAAACCCACUAAAAAGAAAAGAUGGAGAGAGAGAUGGAGAGUUUCCCGAUCAUCAGUCUCGAGAAGCUUAAUGGAGAAGAGAGAGCAAUCACGAUGGAGAAGAUCAAAGACGCUUGUGAAAACUGGGGCUUCUUUGAGUGCGUGAACCAUGGGAUUUCACACGAGCUUUUGGACAAAGUGGAGAAGAUGACGAAGGAACACUACAAGAAGUGCAUGGAAGAAAGAUUCAAGGAAUCGAUCAAGAACAGAGGACUUGACUCUCUUCGCUCUGAAGUCAACGACGUUGACUGGGAAUCCACUUUCUACCUCAAGCACCUUCCCGUCUCUAAUAUCUCCGAUGUCCCUGAUCUCGACGACGAUUACCGGACGUUGAUGAAAGAGUUCGCCGGAAAGAUAGAGAAGUUAUCGGAGGAGCUACUGGAUCUGCUGUGCGAGAAUCUUGGAUUAGAGAAGGGUUAUCUGAAAAAGGUGUUUUACGGGUCGAAAAGCCCCACUUUUGGAACCAAAGUCAGCAAUUAUCCACCUUGUCCUAAACCGGACCUAGUCAAGGGUCUCCGAGCCCACACCGACGCCGGUGGCAUCAUCCUCCUCUUCCAAGACGACAAAGUCAGUGGACUUCAGCUUCUUAAAGACGGCGAGUGGGUCGAUGUUCCUCCCGUUAAGCAUUCGAUCGUCGUUAAUCUCGGUGAUCAACUUGAGGUGAUAACCAAUGGGAAGUACAAGAGUGUGGAACAUAGAGUGCUAUCUCAAACAGACGGAGAAGGAAGAAUGUCGAUCGCAUCAUUCUACAAUCCGGGAAGCGACUCUGUUAUUUUUCCGGCACCGGAGUUGAUCGGAAAAGAACCGGAGAAGGAGGAGAAAGAGAACUAUCCGAGCUUUGUGUUCGAAGAUUACAUGAAACUCUACUCUGCUGUCAAGUUUCAGGCCAAGGAACCAAGGUUUGAAGCCAUGAAAGCUAUGGAGACAACUGUGGCCAACAGUGUUGGACCAUUGGCCACUGCGUGAAUGAAUGUAACUUAUUAAUAAAUAAAUAUAGUCUUUAUAUGAUUUUCUUAUAAACUUGAUUAUUUAAUAUACAAAUAAUUUUGUUUUUGUGGGUUCAUGUGUUGUUGUAUGUUUAACUAAUAAAUGUUUUUAUAUAUAUGAGGGAAUUAAUGUUUUCUA